Messenger RNA from Bombus pascuorum, 4832 nucleotides. Its product is annotated as zinc finger protein Elbow. The record is from RefSeq and is a predicted model, not a curated record. The transcript has 2 exons. Gene Ontology annotation, biological process: negative regulation of DNA-templated transcription. The coding region runs from base 386 to 1870 and encodes 494 amino acids. Gene Ontology annotation, cellular component: nucleus. Lineage: Eukaryota; Metazoa; Arthropoda; Insecta; Hymenoptera; Apidae.
AGUAAGCGAUGCGACUCAGUCGCGAUUCGAAGCCGGCGGUAGUAAGUUAAUGUUAUAUCUUGUGUGCCGUACCGUGUAACGUGUGUCUUUUUUUAUUUCGUUCCUCGCCAUAUCACUGUGUAUUGUGUUUCUCAUACGUCGAAAGAAAGUUGUGUUUACGUUGGAAUGAAGCGUAUUAGAAGCCAAAUGGCUUCAUUUACGUACACUUUCGUUUUUUUGCCUCGACAGAUGUAAGGAAGAGAACGACGUACAGCAGUGUUACCAGUUUCCGCGGUGUGGUCGAACUUUCGUUCGUCAGUCCUCCGCGGACUGUCGCGAGUGAUCACAGUGGUAUCUGUUACAAGGAGAAUAGUUGUGAACAGAAAGAGGACGAAUAUCGUUUAAGAUGCUGACUUCCAGCGCAAAUCAGUACCUCCGUCCGGAAUAUCUUACGCCUCUACCUACUACGCUGGAUGCGAAGAAGAGUCCGCUCGCGCUCCUCGCACAGACUUGCAGUCAAAUAGGAGCUGACACGCCGUCCAAUAAAUCUCUUCUGGGCUCGUUGGACAAAGGGUCGAACAACAAAUCGUCCAAGUCCGCGGAUCCGUUGCGUGAAAAAUCAUCACCGACGAUCGCGGCGACAUCCACAGAAUCAACCAAGGCAAACUUUAAGCCUUACGAGUCGUGUCUAGGUCGCGAGAAAGCGUCAAGCCCGGACGAACAACGGUCAGCCUCUAGUCAUUCGACGUCCGGCCGAUCGAGGACACCUGGUAGCAAUAACAAACGAUGCCCAAGCAAUCAGAGCGCCUCGUCAGUCAGAGCGGUGACACCGCAAGGUCGUAAAACAUCGACGCCGAAUGGGGAUACAGCUCGGGAGUCACCCGCCUCGAGAACAUCGAUGACGAAUCUUUCAUCGACUCAACUCGAUUCGUCGAGUUCUUCUCAGCCGGCCGUCGUCAGCAGUCCGUCGUUACAAGCAAAACCUCCUUAUAGCCCAGCCGGUGUUCUAGCAAUAACGGAUCCGUCCAUCAAGGAUCUUCCGUUGGGAACUUUCAAACCUGGUGUCAGUUUAGCCUCGUCGAGCUCUGGCUAUUUAGGUUACAGUCCACAAUUACCCAUCGAUGUGACAGCCAGUUCUUUGAUGUCUCAGCAGCAGGCGGCGCUAAAGAAUAGCUUAGUGGCCGGUAAUCCCUAUCUGAGUUACGCAAGGUUGAAGAGUUCUUCCGGUCCCGAUGCUCUGAUGCCCGUUUGCAGGGAUCCGUAUUGCACUGGUUGUCAGUUGAACUCUCAUCUGCUUGCCAGUUCCGCGAGUGCAGUGGUGGCGAAUGGAAAGUUGGCGAGCAGUACGAGUAGCGCGGCUGGUUCCUGUCCUGCUGGGUGUGCUCAGUGCGAUCACAAACCCGGUACAACGGCUUACGGAGCGCUGGGUGUAGCCGCAUACGCACACGCACAACUGGCAGCUUUGGCAGCGGCCUCGCAACUCCCGUACGUGUGCAACUGGAUAGCAGGCGAUACGGCUUACUGUGGCAAAAGAUUUUCCACGUCGGACGAAUUGUUGCAACAUCUGAGGAGUCACACGAGCGUGUCGAAUAGCAGCGGAGUCACGGAUCCGUCAGCCGCGUUGUCUCUGCUGUCGCCUUCCGUUGGACUACCACCGACACAUCCUUUGUUCUCCAGGACUUAUCCCACGCCACCUUUGAGUCCACUCGCAACCGCGCGUUAUCACCCUUACGGGAAACCUUCACCGUUGUUGCCGCCGUCUCUAUCGUCGUUGGGUUUACCGCUUCCACCGCCACAUCCGCACACACCUGCAGGAUUACCACCGUAUUUCUCCCCAUACUCGCUGUACGGAGCUCCUCGCCUUGGUGCUGCAUCCGGCUUGCCUCAAUGAGUCCUUGACCACGGACCUUGCCGAGCAACGACGUCGAAGAAUAUCAACCGUUCAUCUGUGAUCCUCGUGCGAGUAUAGGGAAGUGUUUGAUACGUAAAUAUGUAAAAAAAAAACCGAAUAAACCGAAGAUACGGAAUAAAAAUACAGACCAAGCGAGCUGACCUCGUUAAAGUAACCUCGCAAUUACGUUAAACAAAUAAAUCAGUUGCUUACUCUUGUCAACAUUUUAGUAUCGUAGAAUUUCCUUUCUUUUUAUAUAUUUUUCUUAUUCUUUCGUUCCCUUACCUCCUUAUCUUAUCUUCAUCCUUAAAUUUGUUAUCUUAAUUUAUUAGUUAGACUGAAAAAUAAAAGAUGCUGCGAAUAAUUAUUUAACGUGCUUGCUGAAGGAUUGGUGUCAUCAUCGAGACAAAGAGUCGUACCUUCACACGUGUUGAGUCUUCGGUAGGAAGUGCUAAGAAGAUUGCAAGUAUUAUAGUGUACCAAUCAUUUAACUGUGAUUCUUGUGCAAGAAUAACGAAGCGUGUAGUGAAGGGGAGCAAAUCUGAAAAUAACGUGUGCCUGAAAGAACCACUUAAGGCUACUGCAUAAUUAUUAACUGUCGACGCGCGUUUAACCGGCUGUUAUGUAUUACGAUGUGUUACGAUGUACCCCGGUACUUGAUCUUAAUAUCACGUUCGUGUAUAGUAUUAUUUUGUUUAUAUCACGGUUCAAAUAUUCCAACGUUCGUUCGUUUUGUAUUUUAUAUCGUUAACAAUAUGUCUUCGACACGACGUUUGAACACUUAUGUGUAUGCGCGAGUGUAUACGACCAUACGCUCUUUAUUAUUGUACGAUUUCCUUUUCUAUGUUACGCUGUCGAUGAAUUUUUGUUCUCCGGUACGAUGGUAAUUUCCGAUUGAAAAUCAUUUCCUGUCACAUACUGAACUGAAAUAUUUGGCUACACGGUGGCCCGUUCGCUGCACCUGACGUGAACUACUUAAUUUCGAAAAAUAAAACAAACGAGUGCCACGGGUAACGUCGAAAAACCAAUGUUCAACUGUGAUUUCCGAGUGAGAAAGCUACCAUGUGCAUGAGUGAGAUAUGCUGCGCUUCCGCUACAGAUAUGUGUAUGCGUGGUUCUAGAAUUUAUCGAUACAUACGCGAUCACGGAUCUGUAACUCCAACUAUCAACAGGCGAUUAUUUUUAAUAUCGAAUAUUUCCUCGUGAAUCUUAACGUCGAUGAGACAGUAUUUUUUUCGCGCUACACUUACCCACCUAACAUAAUUACUCACAAAUAGCCUGGAAUGUUAAAAUCGAAUAGAUUGGAAAUGUUGCGUAACUUUGAAAAUAGUACAAAAUAUGAUGAUAAAGGAUAAACGUUUGUAACGUUAACGAGUAAGUUGAUCGUUUAUCGGCGCAGAAUUCCAAUGUAAAUUUGCAAACCACGUUUUUCAUGCUUUAAGUUCCAAGCCUAUGAAAAUACAUAGCUUGAAACGACGCAGUAAAUUCUCGUCGAUCGCGAUGUUCCAAUUGUACCAUGUCCUCCAUUAUUGCGAACAUUCGAAUGAAUAUUCGAAUAACGUAACGAGUUUAUGUGUAGUAUUUAUGGAUUAAUAUUCAUCACCAAUCUUUAUUGUAACUAUUGUACAUUUGUUCAUAGGUACGUAGACGGCGCGGCGAAUCUAAAAAAGGAAAAGGUAAAGCACUUUUCGCCGGACCGAUGGAGCUUAGUGAUAGUGAACGCGCGAACGUAAAUUCGACAAAUCCUUGACUAGCUGACGAAUAUUGCGUAUAUAUUUUUGCGUAACCAAAGCUUUAGUGAUUGAUUGACCGAUAAUUUAGUACUGUUACGAAUUCUUGUAUAACGACUUUAUGUACCGAAGAAAAACGAAUGUAUUACAAGAUAUACAAUUUAAGUUACGAAUAGAUUUAUUUUCUCUUAUAUUAGAUAUGUAUAUACAUAUACAUGUAUACAUAAGUGUAAAUGUAUGUAUGUAUAAAUAUAUACAAAUAUACAUAUAUACGUAAGUAUAGAUGUGUACACAUGUAGCAAUUAUUAUUAUUAUUAAUAUUAUUCUUGCAUAAUUCUUAUCAUUACGAUCAAUGACAAUUUGAAUGUGUGGAGAAAAUUUGACUAAGAGUACAUAGUGUAUUUGAAUCGAAAUUUUGUACGUUUUAUUUCCCUCAUUUUUGGAGCGAACCCCACGUUGACUUGUUAAUUCUAUUAUUAUUGUUAUUCCGCAUUACGUAACGCUGUUUGAUACCCUAUUGAAGUGAAAUAUAUCAGAACUUAUUUCUUAACGGAAAAAUGCUUUUGUCUUUAAUUGAAUUACCUGAUAAUAAGGAAACUUGUAAAAUCGAAAUACGGUUUACAGUUUCAAAGAGAUAGUACGAAUCAAUGCAAUACUUUUUAAAAUUAACUUUAUACGCGUAUAUAAGUUAUCUGCGGAUGAUUAUAUUCUAUAUAUAAACAAAUUUUAUGUACGCAUAAUAACUUUUCACUUAUCUGAUAUAGUUCUUUUUAAAAAUGUUAUUCAUCGAAAAACAUUAAAAUAUUUUUGUUUGGAACUUUAAUACCACGGCAGAAUAUCUUCCAGUUAUAAUUUUACGUUACGACCGUUUAAUAUAAUUCGUUUUGAUACGAUGAUCAUGUAUUUAAGGAAAAGGCUAUAUAAUUAAUUUAACUAUAUAAAAUAUGUUCGACAAUUGACAAUAGUGUGUCACGUAUACUAAAAUCGAGGAACAAAAAUGGUAAUAUCAAAAAUGGUAGUAAUAUAGAAUGGCUGUCAUGAUUAUUCGUACAUCCUGUAAAACGGAGUAACUUUUUUAAAUUAGACAAAACGCCUCGAUCUUUUAUCUUAAAAAUUAGAAGGAUUAAUUUACUACAUGUCGUGCAGAAAAAUUUUGAAAUAUAGCAAUUGAUCAGAAUCGCGAAGAAAGAAAGUAAAAGUCGCAUUUUACAAGCUUUUUAUUUAGCAUUUUA